Messenger RNA from Clunio marinus, 3881 nucleotides. Lineage: Eukaryota; Metazoa; Arthropoda; Insecta; Diptera; Chironomidae. The record is from the annotation of a GenBank genome assembly.
AAAACGCUAAAAAGUUCAGAGAGUAAAUGGCUGACAUUUUAAUCAACGAACAAAAAUUAGGUGACUUUAAUUCGCCACUCCAAACGACAUCAAUUGUGCAACAAGCAAACAGCGAUAUUUGUGAAAUAUUUCAAAAAGAGACGAUCAUAAUACGACCUUGAUCUCAAAUUGCUUUUCAUUCUCAUUUAGGAUUUCCGCAUGAUCGCCACGCCGCAUUUAAACUACACCGCACCGCGUCCACCAGUGCGUCGAUUUGAAAAUAAAUUAAUUACGAAAGAGAUCCAAUGGAUUCAACAGUCGUUACCGCAACAGCAACUGACACAGAUGAAGCUAAUGAAAUACAUCAGCAAUUACCAUCAACAGCAACAAAUGAUGAUGAUCAACAUGAAGGUCACGAGGAUGAAUUAAAUUUGCAAAUUAAAAUUAAUAAUAUUGGUAAUAAGGAGUAUAAGGAGAGCCAGGAGAAGAAUAGCAAUAAGCAGCAACAAGAAACACCAAUUAAUCAACAAACAACAACAAAUUCUUCUUAUAAUGAUUACGUUAAUCAUUUGUACAAUGAUGGUGUGAAUGGAAAAAUUGAGACGACAAUUAACGAUGAUGAAGAAGAGAUUAAACCUUUAUUAAAAUCAAUUGUGAAGAGUCCAUCAGGAAACCUACGACCAUCACUUCCAUUAAAUGGCACAAGAUCAAAGAAUAAGCGUCUUAGUUGGCAAGCAGCAUCGACAGUAGAUUCAUCACGUCAACAUGUUCAAUUCAACAAUAAUCACAAUCAACAAGAUGGAAAUGAUGUGAAUACACAAUCAACUUCACUUGCCUCAUCAGACGAACCUGUGACGCAAAACGAGGAAUGCCCUUCAUCGCCUAUAACAAGUUCAAGUUCAAGUUCAUCGGAUGAUGAUGAUGAGUUCUCUGAAAUUCAAGCACCAGAUGGUGGAUGGGGUUGGGUUGUAGUAUUUGCAAGCUUUCUCGUUAACAUGAUUGCUGAUGGAAUAACAUUCUCAUUUGGAAUUUACAACGUUGAGUUCCUGAAAUAUUUUGGCGAUUCAAAAGGCAAAACAGCAUGGAUUGGCUCGAUUUUUAUGGCUUCGCCUUUACUUUCGGGACCAAUUGCUUCCUAUUUAACAGAUCGUUAUGGCUGUCGAAAAGUAACAAUUGUGGGCUCAAUCACAGCUGCAAUUGGGUUUUUGCUCUCAGCUAUGGCUGAUUCAAUGGAAAUGCUUUUUGUGACCUUCGGUGUGAUUUCAGGCGUUGGUUUAAGUUUAUGUUAUGUCGCAGCUGUUGUCAUCGUCGCUUAUUAUUUCGAUAAAAGGCGAAGUUUUGCUACAGGAAUCUCUGUUUGUGGUUCUGGAAUUGGAACAUUUAUUUUCCCACCAAUUAUUCAAUAUUUAAUUAGUGAAUACGGUUGGCGUGGAUGUACUGUGAUAUUAGCAGGAAUCUUCCUCAACAUGUGUGUUUGUGGUGCAUUAAUGAGAGAUCUCGAAUGGACGACACAUCGUGCAAAACAGAAAAGAAAAAAUAGACUUAAGACAAAGAAUGGAACAUCUUAUGAAUCUUUUUCAAUUACUAACAGCACAAAUAACGGAACAACAGCAGUUGCAAAUGAUUAUGCUGGAAAAGAAAAUUGUGCGACUGGGUUUGAUCCUUGCAUUGUUGAAGCGAUGGCCGAAGAUGAUCCACAUCUUUUUAGUUCACUAAUUAAUCUUCCAACAUUCACAAAAGAUGGAGAAAAGAUUCCGAUUGGUGUCCUUGAACAACUUGCAAAAAAUCGCAACUUCCACGAUGUCAUUCUCCAUAACUAUCCUCAUCUGCUUGCGACGAGGAGUCUCAGUAAUUGUGAUCAAUUAAUACCAAUUGGUUCAUCAGCAAUUCUGUCACCAACAACUGUGGAAAAUUCGAUAAGUCAAAAGAAUCGAAAGCAUCGACAUACAAUACAAAUAGGAGAAUCAGAGACAAAUGUUUCUGAUAAAUGGCUUCGACAACAUCAUCAUCAUCAUCAUGAUAGUCAUGUAAUGGACAUCUUAAAAGAUUUAAGAAUUCAUCGACACUCAUUAACUUAUCGUGGUGCGAUGUUGAACAUAAACCGCUAUCGAUUAAGGGCAAGUUCAUGUCCUGAUAUUUAUCGAAAUUCAAUGACAACAAUCGCAUCUGAAGGUGCAUCUACAACACAAAUGGUGUCGGAAUUUAUGAAACUUUUCAAGGACAUUCUCGACUUUAGUUAUUUUCUCGAUAUUCGAUUUCUUUUAUUUGCAAUCUCAAAUUUCAUUUUAUAUACGUGGUACGAUGUUGUCUACGUUUAUUUACCUGAUUGGGCAAUUGAGCAUCAAGUAACAGAAACAGAUGCAAGUAUGCUCAUCUCUUUGAUUGGAAUCAUCAAUAUGUUUGGUGAAAUAGCUUUAGGAUGGGCUGGUGAUCGUGAUGAACUAAAUCCAAACAUUAUCUAUGCAAUUUCGAUGGGAUUUUGUGGUGUUUCAGUACUUGCGAUACCAUUUUUCGUGACGUACCAAUGGAUGUGCGUUCUAUCAAGUGCAUUUGGAUUAUUCAUUGCUGCUAAUUAUUCACUCACGAGUAUCAUCUUAGUGAAUCUCGUGGAUCUUGAUAGAUUCACAAAUGCUUACGGUUUAUUGCUUCUUGUGCAAGGUGUGGCGAAUCUUGUUGGACCACCAAUAGCUGGGUGGGGAUAUGACUUGACUGGAACAUAUGAUUUAUCUUUCUAUCUUGCUGGUGGAUUCAUUGUCGUAUCUGGUGCUUUGCUGAUGAUACUUCCGAUCUUAGGCAGAUUCAGAAAGUAUCAAAGACGAAAGGAGAGUCAAAAUAGUGAAAGUGAAGAAGUUCGAAGUGAAGUGAAAAACACGAGAACGGAGAAUGGAACAGCGAAUGGUAUUUGCGUCUAACACUGGACAUUUUAUCGAUCUCUUUGAAGAAUAUUCAUCAUUUAUCCUGGUUCCUAAUGCUCCUUUUUUCAUUUAUUCGUUAUCGUCCAUCCAUUAGUUUGUGUUUUACAUUAAUUUAAUAUUGAAAUAAAUAUUUAAGUGAAGGAAGAAUGAAUUCCUCCCAAAGAAUCUUCAAAUUCUUCUUUUUAUGUUCAUUUUUAUUCCAAUAAGUAAGAAACAUCAAUUAAAAACUUACAAAUAUUAUGUAGUUAAAUUAAGUUAAUAAGAAAAGAAAAGUUUAGACUUUUGUGUGAUUUCUUCGCCAUUAAUAUAAAUAAAAAAUUUCUGUUUUGUAUGAAUCGAAAAUGUUGAGGCUGAAAAUGAUUUGAGAAAAAAAAAUUGACAAGACCAAAAAAGAAGUGUAAGAAAAUGUAGAAAACUUGAUUCGGAAUGAAAACUAAUGAAAGGAAAAUUUAUUUUAAUUACAAUUGAUAGAAAAUAAUCAUCUGUGAUCAUCUGGGAAAAUCAUUCAAGGCAAGAGAAAAUAAAAGAAUAAAAAUUGAUGCUGAUUUAUGUAUCGUGAAGAUUGGACGCUGCUACAUAGCAACAUAAGUUAAUAAAUUCUUCAUUAACUUCUUUUAGUAGAAAUUGACAGUUAUAUUUAGAUGAGGAAAUGUAAUCUUCUACAAUGAAAAAGAAAAAUGAUUAAUCUAUUGAUAGAAUGGCAGAAACGUCGCUCAAGUUUCAAUUUUCUUCUACGUAUUUUGCUGAAAAAUAGUUAAAUCAAAACAUUUCUCUUUUAAAACAAAACUUAUGAAGAAUUAAAUAAAGUAAUAUUAAAAUUAAAACAAAAAAAAUGUGAAGAAACUAAAAAAAAAAUCCUUAAGAUGCCUCAUUAGAAAAUAUAAUUCGAUUAACUAAGCGAUAGUCGUUCUCAAUCCUAAAUAAUUGAAAAUUUAACCUUUCGAAAUAAGAAAUAAAAUUAAAUCAAAGAAAAUUUCUCUCGUUGGU